AAGACUUUCUCCUUUUUGGUGCCCAUGCUCCUGCCUAACUUCAGUCCCGUAAGAACACAACAAAAGUAGCUAAAGUUUUUCCCAGUUUUAGUGAAAAUUUAUUUCAAACUUUUGUUCCGUAAUUUUUACAGAAAUUGUAGAUAAAGUUUGCUGUUAUUUAGGUGAAACUUCAUUUCAAAUUUACUUAUCUAAAGAGUAACUCUUAUUUGAGGUCGCAUAUGAGAGGCGGAAGUCGCUCCCCACUUGCCCUCAGGUUCAGGUUAGGACUUGGGUGGUUUUGUGGUACACACUGUUCCUGUGUCCCACAGUUUGCAGAUUUUUUUUUUUGCUCAAAAAUUAGUAAUUGGAAGCAAUGCACACCGUUUGCAGUCAAGUGACUCUUUUUUGAGAAACAGGUAAAUCUGCUGAUGAGUAAAUAAGUUUGCAAAAUGCAAAUUAGGGAUCGGUGAUACUGGCUUGGAUCUUCAAGGCGUUCUGCAAUUUUUUUGCCACUUUCGAUCUGAUGCUGAAAUGUUGGAACUUCAGUUAUUCAUUGUACAUAAACUCUAAUUUUAAUCGUUAAACAGGUCCCUCAGCAGGUGAUUUCAGGGAUAAGAUGCAAUUAAAAGUCCAUUUCUAAAAACACAGAAAGGCAGAACAUGACGUUUGCGUUCGCGGUGACAGAUGAGGCAUAAUUUUGCAAUAACUGGAUCUUGAAUGAAAAUCUUUAAGAAAAAAAAAGAAGGUUUACAAAAGUGAUAAAAUUUCACUCCGGGGUAAUAUUGCAGGGGUGCUUGCAGCAUUUUUGGGGUGAGCGAGAUGUGUGUGUUUUUGUGUUGUAAUCUUCUCUGUUUCCAUGGUAAGAAAUGUGUCUGUGUGCGUGCGCUUAAAUUCUCCACCAGGAGGCUAAUGCUGGUGUCUUCAUAUAAUCUUGCAUCUCCCCAGGCAAAUUUGAAAGGAUCAGCUACAUAACUAUUCCAGGAUCGCCAGACUCUCCCACAGAAAAGAAUGAAGCAGAGACGCUGAAUUGGACAGCCAUAUUCAAUAAACUGUGGAACGACUUGGUGGACGCUCGAAGACGCUCGAAGGCCAGAAUUUGAGAGUUCAGGAGGUGCACUUGAGCAGCUGAAGCAGUGUCUGAACAAGAGAAAGACGCAGGGGAAGGGCAUGCUGGUGGUCUUGGAUGGUGUCUAGUCUAAUAGCAUGCUGGAGAGGCUUGAGAUCGGGACGCCUGGUCUGAAAACUCUUGUCACGUCUCGGGUGGAACUUAAUGGUGUGAACUGGAGCUAUCGCGUCCAGCAGCUGAGCAUGAAUGAUGCCAUGGACUUGUUCCGUCAUCAUGCCCUGUUGCGAGCCCCAUGUUCUGAGCAGAAGAAGCUGGCAGAGCAGAUAGUGAACGGCUGCAAGUUUCACCCGCUAGCACUAAAACUGAUAGGAGCGUCACUGAAGAAAGCUGCGUUAAGCAAAUGGAGAACGACUGCUAAAAAUCUUCAAGGGAAGGGAGAGUUUUUUAAUAACCUUAAAGAGAUAUUUUGGCCACUCAAAACCAGCCUGGACUCCUUGGAAGAGCCAGUAGAACGGGAGUGUUUUAUGGACAUAAGCUCCUUUCCUGACAACAAAAGGAUCCGGGCAGCUGCUCUUAUGGACAUGUGGGUUCAUACUCGUGGCCAAGAUGAAGGUGGUGCAUACGACAUUUUGAAGAAGCUUGCUGAUCGGCAUUUGAUUGAGCUUUUCAUGAGAACAAGGGACGAGACUGUAGAUCUGGAUGAGAGAUUCAACGAUCUCUUCAUCGCUCAACAUGAUCUUUUGAGUGAAUUGGCUGUCUAUGUUAGUAAAGAAGAAAAGUCAAACACGAGACUCAUCAUCAAUGAAGGGGAGACUUUUCUUGACCUGGUGAAAGGGAAGCAUGUGAUAUCACAAGCACAGAUUGUCUCCAUAAAUACUGGUGAAAAUAUAAACUUUGAGUGGCCUGAUGUGCCAUUCCCUCUCGUCGAAGUCCUUAUCUUGAACUUUUCAAGUAGUUCUUAUUGCUUGCCUCCAUUUUUGAAUUGCAUGGAAAAUCUGAAGGUUUUGAUUAUUGCAAAUCACAACAUAGCAGCUGCGGUGUUAAACGGACUGCUACCAUCUGGUUCUCUAAAAUCUCUCAGGGCAGUGAGAUUAGAAAAGAUAUCACUACCUAUUUCUUGUACCUUGAUGGAGCCUUUCAAUGGAGUGCAGAAGCUAUCAAUGAUCCUCUGCAAGGUUGAUGAAGUACUAGAGAUUUGA
This is a messenger RNA of Nymphaea colorata (pocket water lily), 2244 nucleotides long. Its product is annotated as probable disease resistance protein At4g33300. The coding region runs from base 1183 to 2244 and encodes 353 amino acids. Gene Ontology annotation, molecular function: ADP binding. NCBI's taxonomy places the organism in Eukaryota, Viridiplantae, Streptophyta, Magnoliopsida, Nymphaeales, Nymphaeaceae. Gene Ontology annotation, biological process: defense response to fungus. The transcript is spliced from 4 exons. The record is from RefSeq and is a predicted model, not a curated record.